Messenger RNA from Candidozyma auris, 1917 nucleotides. RefSeq names its product zinc finger MYND domain-containing protein. The record is from RefSeq and is a predicted model, not a curated record. The transcript has a single exon. Gene Ontology annotation, cellular component: MUB1-RAD6-UBR2 ubiquitin ligase complex. Bases 1 to 1917 code for a protein of 638 amino acids. NCBI's taxonomy places the organism in Eukaryota, Fungi, Ascomycota, Pichiomycetes, Serinales, Metschnikowiaceae. Gene Ontology annotation, biological process: establishment or maintenance of cell polarity; ubiquitin-dependent protein catabolic process.
AUGCCACUUUUCGCUCACAGCGACCCUCAGGUACCCGUGGCUGCAGAAAACGCUACUACUGCGGCCAAUGCUCUACGAAACAUGGAGCUUGGCCAUGAUAACCCAAUGCUGGGGUCCAUGGACUCUGCUGCUCAAGGGCAUCGCUACAAUGUUCAAGCAGACUCCAAACACCAGGUCAUCAUGCCCUUCCUCAAUAACUUAUACAUCAAUAGCCUCACCUCUGAAGACUACGACAAUCUUACAGUGGACCAACUCCUCCGGCUUGUACGGUGCAGCAUCAACUCCCUUCCGAACCAAAAGUACGAUACGUUGUUUGCGGGCCCGCCAAGGGGUGCAGUCAACAACGACAUUCGCCGUCGCUUUCUCAUCAUCACCAUUUUGAGAAAACUUCGCGAAGAAAAGGAGCAAGAGUGCCCUGACCCGGCUUAUAGAGAUCCCCACGAGUAUGAGAUGGACACCAACCUACGGUUCCUCUCGGACCUUUAUUUACAGGACGAAAGGAGCACCCACAUCACCAACAUGAUCCACGCGAAAAGCGCUCCAAGGAAUUUUACGGAAACAGGCGUGGUGAUUCCUCGCGAUGACGACGUGGUGUGGUGCCUCCAACUUUUGGCGUACAUCUCGAAGUAUCCUUACUUGAAGGAAGUGCUUCAGAACACUCAUUUGGUUAUCGACAUGAGCAUCAGAGAAAAGAAGCCCAAAUGCUUUGCCGGUAGUCGCAUGAAGGCAAACUAUCAAGGCAAAACCAAUAACAAAUCGGCACCUGCCAGCGCUCGUCAAGGGCUUCUUGCACGUAAGGGGGGAAUUUUCACGUCACACCCGAACGAAACGAAUGGAGAAACCUUCAUUGAGAGAUUCAAUGCGUCCCCUUCGAACUCACCUCAGAUGCUGAGCGAUUUAAACCUCCGUAAUGAUGAUUUCGACCUCAAUGAUGAUAUGCUAAAUCUAUACAGCAAGCGUGAUGAUGGCGGACUCACAGAGGAUGCAGAGGCUAACGACCUCGAUGACAACGACGACUCUGAAGAAGACUCUGAUCAUAGAGUCAAGGACGAGGAUGGCGAUGUCAAUGAAUAUUUGCUGAAUUUCGAUGACAAUGUCACUAUGACCGAUCAAAGUCUGUCUGACCUCAGUAAACUCUACGAUGGAAUCAUCGAUGCUGAAUCCAUUGUUAACGAUGUCGAUCGUGAGAUCGCCCUUCAUUACGUAAGCGAGAAGAUUAAUCGUUACAUCGACAAGGAGUACCAAAGGUUGGGCGACACCAUCAUUGCGAAAAGAGCAGAGGAAACGGAGUACCUUACAGAGAAGUGGAACUACGAAACCUACUCUCGUUUCGACAUCGAUGAUGAUGGCGACAACACCCACGGCGACUACGACGAAUCGUUAAUGGAUCACAAAAAAGUUAAUCUUUUCCCCAUGGUUGAAAAGUUUACAUUUUUGGCUGGCACAGAUAUGUACUACUGGUCUGGUGUGAUCAUGAGAAAUUCGUGUCGUCGUAACGACCUCAGAGGAGGGGUUAGACAGUGUGGCAAUCUCGAGUGCGGGAAGUGGGAAAGUUACCCACGAGAAUUCAGCAAAUGCAAAAAAUGCAAACGAACCAAGUACUGCUCUCGAGAGUGUCAAAUGAGAGCAUGGCAUUGUCACAAAAACUGGUGCGUCCCAAGUGCAUCUUCAGCCACGAACUCCACUCACACUACCGCCUCUCGUGCCAACACUACCGAAAGAAGAGGCCAAGAAGAGAACGUUUCUUCUGCUCAUAACCACCAUCAUCAUCACCAUCAUCAAAAUCAUGACGAUGACGAAUCAAGCAGUGCAGCAGGGCGCAGCCCUGUCAACGUUACCACCAUCUCCGGUCCCGCAGAGACCGAUGGUUUGACUCUGAACACUCCUAAUGCAACGGAUAACACUCCUCUAGAGUAA